AUGCAAAUGGUAGCUUUCACUCAGCAUAGUUGGCGUCGUACAUCUCGUCUAUUUGGUACACACGGUGAAUUGACAUGGAGUGGUGAAAAUACAAUCGAACAUUAUGACUUUUUGAAACAAACUCGAACCAUCUAUGAUGAAACUGAUUUAUCAAGUAGUGGAAUAAUGACUAGUGGUCAUGCUGAUGCAGAUUAUUUUGCGAUGGAUUCAUUUAUACGUGCAGUGGCUUCGAAUCGAUCGGAUUUGAUUUGUACUACACCACAGGAUUCAUUGACAAGUCAUAUUUUAGCAUUUGCUGCUGAACAUGCACGUCGUGAAAAUCGUGUUUGUUCUAUCGAUGAAAUGAUGUAA
Messenger RNA from Rotaria sp. Silwood1, 351 nucleotides. NCBI's taxonomy places the organism in Eukaryota, Metazoa, Rotifera, Eurotatoria, Philodinida, Philodinidae. The record is from the annotation of a GenBank genome assembly.